GGCGGCACCGUGUGGCAAGAGGAGAGCGAAACACGACACCCCGCCAGAGGAAGGGGGGCCGAGCGAGCACGAAGUGAGUGGAAAAAGAAAAAGUCCGUGCCACGGAGAAACAACACAAGACAUACUUUGGCUACUUUUGUUCUACUCACACGCGCCGCUGCUGGCGACGAGGGCGAUGUUGUGGAGGAGGAAUGGAGCGCGCGGCGCCGGCACGACCAGCGGAGUGAAGAUUUAGAGCCGCGGUGGCAUUCCGCAGCGCGACUCUCCCAAACUUCCCCCACGACACUCAGGGCAACUUUUUAGAGCGCAGACCUGCUGAAAAACUAAGUCAGCGGCGCAGAAAGUUGUCCAGAAAACGCCGAUGAGAAAACUUAAAAAUCGCGGAGAGGCAGCGGAGCUUCGACCAGUUUCUAAACAGAGUCGCAGCUUCUUUGUAGAGGCAGUUUGAGAAGAAGCCCGGAGGAAGGAGUGGAGCCGAGGCUAACUGCGAGCUAACGGGGCUACACGCUAGUUAGCCAAGUCAAGUGUCCAAAGUUAACACCGGCUGGGAAAAGUGACUGAAGCGCACCAACAGCCAUGAAAACCCCGGCAGAGACGGGGUUCGCCUUCCCGGAGUGGGCUUACAAGCCAGAGUCAAGUCCAGGCUCUAGACAGAUCCAGCUGUGGCACUUCAUCCUAGAGCUGCUGAGGAAAGAAGAGUACCAUGACGUCAUCGCUUGGCAGGGAGACUAUGGAGAGUUUGUCAUUAAGGACCCGGACGAGGUGGCCCGCUUAUGGGGGGCCAGGAAGUGUAAACCCCAGAUGAACUAUGACAAGCUCAGCCGAGCGCUGAGAUACUACUACAACAAGAGAAUUCUUCACAAGACUAAAGGGAAGAGGUUUACCUACAAGUUCAACUUCAACAAACUCGUGCUAGUCAACUAUCCCUUCAUCGACAUGGGCUCUGGUCGGGGCGUCCCCCAGAGCGCCCCUCCUGUGCCAACCGGAAGCACCCACUUCCGCUUUCCCCCCUCUACACCCUCUGAGGUCCUGUCAUCCAGUGAGGAGCUGCGCAGUCCAGGAAUGUUCAGCAGCGUGGCUCGCCGUAUGGCACGCGGCUCCGUCAGUGACUGCAGCGAUGGCACCUCCACUAACUCGGAGCUGGAGGAGGCUGUGGGAUCUGAGGAGAGAGGUCUGGGUCCUGAGAGGGCUUUCCGUGGCCUUCUUCCUCCCAGGAUGCCUCACGAGUCUCUCUUCAGGGUCUAUGGCGCUGCCCCAAAUCCAGCAGGCCUCCCCAGACCUGCCCCCAGGGUCCACCCUGAGCCUCUUUCCCCUUUCCCCGUCUCUCCUCUCCCAGGCCCCGGAGGUCUACUAGCCCCAACUCUGUCCCCGGCCCUAUCCAUGACCCCGACCUCCCACCUUCCUUACACCCCCUCCCCCUCUCUGUCCUCCCCCAUGCUGGGCUCCCACUUCUCCUUUAAUCCAGAGGACAUGAAGCACUACCUGCAGGCUCACACACAGUCUGUUUACAACUACCACCUCAGUCCUCGAGCUUUCCUCCACUAUCCCAACAUCGUCGUCCCACAGCCUCACCGCCCCGCCCCAGAGAAGCUGGCUUCCGGCCCACCAGGUGCUCAUCUCCACAGCCUGCCCCUGUCUCUCUCUCAUUCCCUCAGCCAGCAGCCAGGCAGCGGAGAGGAAGGUCUUCAGGGUCAGCAACAUCUGUCGCCAUUCAAGUUCAAGCUGCAGCCACCACCACUCGGCCGCAAACAGAGAGAAGCAACGAGCUCCUCCUCCAAUCAGACGCCUUCAUUCUCAGAGUCCGCACAGAUGAGCAACUCUGUCUUAGCUGCAGCACCUCCAAAGAUCAAGGUGGAGCCCAUCUCAGACAUAGAGUCUGAGGAGGAAGUCGAGGUAACAGACAUCAGCGAGGAAGAGGAGCACAAUCACAUCGACGAUGAUGAUGAAGGUGACGUCUUCACCCCGACGCCUCACCAUUGUCACAGUCUUAACCAUCACCAGGCCAACGGAACAGAUGGGAGCGCCUCUGCCCCGCCUCCUCCGCACCAUAAACCAGAUGACGACGUGGAAGAGGAUGAAGAUGUUUUCAAAACUCCAGCCACGCCCUCUCUUGGUGCCACUAGCCUGGACUUCCCUCUGAUUGGGCUGAAGUGUGAACCGGGUCAGGGGUCAGCUCCCAUCAGCCCCGGAGGCACACAGUGCAUCCCACUGAAGCUACGCUUCAAACGCCGCUGGAGCGAAGACCAGAAGAUGGAGGCAGAUGGAGAGAGAGAUGAGGCAGAGGACAAGAAAGUGAAGGCAGAGUGUGAGGUGGAGAGGAAGAGAGGGGGGGAGGUGGAUAACAGAGGAGGGGGUGGAGUUAUCUUAGGGUUGAUGCUGCCGCCGCCUCCUGCUCAGCGUAGAGCAAGUUCUGAGUUGCAACGGGCGACGGCGCAGUUGUCUCUGGAAAACACAGGCUGCUGAGCGCACCACGUGCUGGUGUGUCCUGCCUGGAUCUGAAACACACAAACAAACCCAGUGAUUUUAUACAACAUGACGCUUCUCGUCUGAAGCAGGCUUCAGUCUUCAGUCCUUCCAGAUCAUUAUUAUGUAUCGGAGGAGAUUACUUCUACUUUUUGGAUCCACCCUGUCGAACAAAAGUUCAAGAAACAAAAUUUAAAAUGAAUUUCAGGUGUUUGACUUUUUGACCUUUCUUUCUUAAGCCUGUCUUGCGAGUUGCCUGGUGCUUGAAGGAGUGAGUGUACCCUGCAUUUGCUGUCUGAAGCUUCUGGUGGCAAACUCACUCACAAAAAGCCACUUGGCAUUAUGGGACGUUUUAAGUCCUUAACGCAGACCUGCCUGUGUAGCCUCUAAUUUACUGCAAAAGGAGAAGCGCGUUUCUUCCUGGUACCUUUUCAGCACGAACACAGCCGCGGUUCUUCUGUGGUGUACAACACUAAGACUGACUUUUCAAACUGACUGUCCUACUCUUAAUGCCUGUAGGAAUAGCGCACCAACUUCUCAGGUCCUGCACGGCCUCGUAAUGCCAGUUAGACCAUGAAGUCACAGCGUGCCAGGAUCGGUCCACGUUGACUCUGCACAGAUCAGCUUUGGUGGUGUUGGCUAAUCGUGCACUGCCCAAAAAUGUAAGGCAGGAAACUGAGUCAGGCUCUUUACUGUCUGGACAGGUGUUAGAAAUACACUUUGAAAAGCCCUGAUAGAGAUUACAGAAGUGCCUCAGUCUGCAGUCAGGCUCAGUGGCUCUCACAGAUUGAAGAGGAACGUAGGUUUUUAUUAUUUUUUUUUUUUAUUAAGAAUUUUUGUUCUUCUGUGAUUACAAAGUACUCGCCAAUCACUUCUCCAGAAAUCAGUAUCAGGACUGCGCUAAGCAGACUCUUCACCCUCAGAUGGUUCAUUAUCGUCAGUGAUAAUCACGAUGGACAUCCACAUUACAGGGACACCUACAGAGAACUGACUUUGAUUUCUCAGCCUCUUCAAUGGCAGGCGUUAAUAAACUGGAUGUUAACGAGCUGUUGGAUGUGGCUCCGCUGUACAGAGAAAAAAAAAAAACCUCCACGUCUUUGGAAAGAGGACAGAGCUACGAAUGAAGCUUUACGAUGGAAUUGAUGUCAGUGUUUGGAGGAGGCGGGGUCUUUGAGGGCAUUAGAAAUAGUUUCCUUCUGCAUUCCCAGUCUUGGUUCCUGUUCUUCGUUUGGACUUUAUGGGCAUUUGAUCUGAGGGCUGUGUGUGUAUUGGAGAUAACGGCCACUCUGUGGGCCUGAUGCUUCACAGCGCAGCGACUGGUUCGUCAGUGGCGAGCAGGAAUCGUGAAUGUCGAGCAUCAAGGUUAACUCAGGCAAACCUUCAGUCCGAUCUUUAGAAACGUAUUUUUGAGAUUUUAUCGUAUAGCUUGAAAAACAAAACGCGCCCAUUUAAUGAUUUCCAAAUUGUGCCUUUUGAAGCCAAUGCGAGGUUUUCCCCCAGAAAGUGUUUAUCUCACACAAACAGUACCAGCCUGCCUUCUGUUUUUGUAUGAGAUACAGAAGAAGAAAAUCUUCAAAUAUAUUUUAUUCAGAUAUAUAUGAAAUCGAAAUAUAUUUCAACAUGGUCAUUUGAUACAAACCUGGAAAAUCUCUCAUUUUAAUGGUUAAGAUCUGUAUAUAUAUUCUAAGGGGCAUCUUAAUAUCGAUAUAAUUCAGCCUAAGCCUUUACACUUUUUUUCUCUUUCUUUAACCGUUGAGCUGCGGAGGCUACCGCUAUCAGAGUUUUUAUAUUUAUAAUGUCAAACUUAAAAAAAAAAUAA
Thalassophryne amazonica is the source of this 4282-nucleotide messenger RNA. It is a transcript of the gene erf, whose product is annotated as Ets2 repressor factor. NCBI's taxonomy places the organism in Eukaryota, Metazoa, Chordata, Actinopteri, Batrachoidiformes, Batrachoididae. Gene Ontology annotation, molecular function: DNA-binding transcription factor activity, RNA polymerase II-specific; sequence-specific DNA binding. The transcript has 5 exons. Gene Ontology annotation, biological process: cell differentiation; regulation of transcription by RNA polymerase II. Gene Ontology annotation, cellular component: nucleus. The coding region runs from base 577 to 2463 and encodes 628 amino acids. The record is from RefSeq and is a predicted model, not a curated record.